UAAUCUGUGGCUCACAUGGCUGAGGUGCUACCAGAGAAUGGAAAGAGGAAAAGAAGGAGAACUGAAGAAGCAGACAGCGCAAGUGCUAAAGAUCCAAAGGUGGAUUCUUCAGUCAGUGAUGAUAAAACAAAUGAGGGUCAGAGAGUCGAUGCUACAGAUGAAAAGGGAGAUGGGAAUGCUCCUGAAGAAAUUGAGGUGAAAAAAAGAAAAUUGGAACAGGAAUCUGAAGAGGUCCCUGUGAAGAAAACUCAUACAGAAGCCGUAGCAGCACAUUAUAAUAAGCUUGAGGAAGUUGGAUUGGAACAACGGAGCCUGAGUCGCAUUUUCUAUCUUCGAAAUUUUAACAACUGGGUGAAAAGUGUUCUCAUUGGUGAAUUCCUUGACAAGGUACGGCAGAGAAAGCAAAACAUUACUGUUCUGGACUUGGGAUGUGGUAAGGGUGGUGAUCUACUGAAAUGGAGAAAAGGAAGAAUUAGUAAGCUCGUGUGUACAGAUAUUGCUGAUAUUUCCGUACAACAGUGCAAACAGCGAUACAUGGAUAUGAGAAAUCGUGGUCGUUCAAAUGACAGAAUUUUCAGUGCAGAAUUCAUCACUGCUGACAGCACCAAGGAGCUUCUUUCUAAGAAGUACCAUGAUCGGAACAUGUGCUUUGAUAUCUGCAGCUGUCAGUUUGUGUACCACUAUUCAUUUGAGACAUAUGAGCAAGCUGACAUGAUGCUUAAAAAUGCGUGUGAUAGACUUUGCCAUGGAGGAUAUUUCAUUGGCACAACUCCAGAUAGCUAUGAACUUGUAAAACGUCUUGAAGCUUCUGAAACUGAUUCAUUUGGGAAUGAGAUAUACACAGUAAAGUUUCAGAAGAAGGGGGAAUAUCCCUUGUUCGGCUGCAAGUAUGAUUUUAACCUGGAAGGAGUGGUUAAUGUCCCGGAGUUCCUUGUCUAUUUUCCAUUGGUAGUAGAGAUGGCAAAGGGAUAUGGCAUGAAACUGGUGUACAAAAAAACAUUUCGGGAAUUCUAUGAAGAAAAGAUUAAGAAUGAAGAGCAUAAAAUGCUUUUGAACCAAAUGCAGGCAUUGGAGCAAUAUCCUACUGAUGAACAUUCCAAGCUAGUAUCAGAUAAAAAAGAGGACUAUGCACAUGCAGAAAUGCUGAAGAAUGAUGAAAAACUGAAGUUACCCUUUGGAACACUAAGUAAAUCUGAGUGGGAAGCAACAAGUAUAUACAUGAUCUUUGCAUUCGAAAAGCAGCCAUAAAAAAGGACGAUGAAGAGAAACACUUGAAGCAAUCUAGCAUCCAAAGUGACAGCUAUUUUAUAUUUUUAUGUUUUAAGAGUGUGCAGGACACAACCCAAUUGGGCAA
Messenger RNA from Euleptes europaea (tarantolino), 1354 nucleotides. It is a transcript of the gene RNMT, whose product is annotated as RNA guanine-7 methyltransferase. The record is from RefSeq and is a predicted model, not a curated record. Gene Ontology annotation, cellular component: nucleus. The coding region runs from base 16 to 1248 and encodes 410 amino acids. Gene Ontology annotation, molecular function: mRNA 5'-cap (guanine-N7-)-methyltransferase activity. Lineage: Eukaryota; Metazoa; Chordata; Lepidosauria; Squamata; Sphaerodactylidae. Gene Ontology annotation, biological process: 7-methylguanosine mRNA capping. The transcript has 10 exons.